This is a messenger RNA of Pseudophryne corroboree (corroboree frog), 1835 nucleotides long. RefSeq names its product siah E3 ubiquitin protein ligase 2 (gene SIAH2). Lineage: Eukaryota; Metazoa; Chordata; Amphibia; Anura; Myobatrachidae. Gene Ontology annotation, molecular function: ubiquitin protein ligase activity; zinc ion binding; ubiquitin conjugating enzyme binding. The transcript is spliced from 2 exons. Gene Ontology annotation, biological process: multicellular organism development; proteasome-mediated ubiquitin-dependent protein catabolic process. The coding region runs from base 375 to 1328 and encodes 317 amino acids. Gene Ontology annotation, cellular component: cytoplasm. The record is from RefSeq and is a predicted model, not a curated record.
CGCUCUGAGUCCAGCCGUCAGAUCACGUGACCCUGGGCCCCGCCCAUCAGACGCGCUGACAGUCACAUGGUGGCCGUGACGUUCAUACGGAUGACGUGUGACAAUGUUCCAGAAGGAAGGUAGAGCCGAGGUCCGGGGCCUCCGACGCCAUGUAGAAGCAGCAGCAGCAGCAGCAGCAGCAGGUGACAGCAUCGCUGCUGGAGGGGGCGGGGUCACAGCGUCUUCCGGGCAUUUCCUUGUGCCGGGCCGGGCUGCACGCUGAUGGAGAGACCCUGCGCCCUGUGACUCGCAGCUGCUGCCCCGACUGUCGCAGGAAGUUUCCUCCUCGCCUCCUAGCAACGAUCCGCGAAGUUCGAUGGUUGAUUCGGACCGAGAUGAGCCGCCCGUCCUCCGCCGGACCCUGUCCUAGCAAACCCUGCGGUAAGCAGAAGCAGCCGCCCCCGCCGCCGCACACCCCGUCUCCUGCUGUCACCACAACGAUCUCCGCUGCCUCCGGCCCCGCCGCGCCUCCUCCCUCCCCGGCGGCGGCGGCAGCAGCGAUUCCGGGGCCGGUCUCCCAGCAGCACCACGAGCUGACGUCUCUCUUCGAGUGCCCGGUCUGCUUCGACUAUGUCCUACCCCCGAUCCUGCAGUGCCAGGCCGGGCACCUGGUAUGCAACCAAUGCCGCCAGAAGCUGAGCUGCUGCCCCUCCUGCAGGGCAUCCCUGACCCCCAGCAUCCGGAACCUGGCGAUGGAGAAGGUGGCCUCCGCUGUCCUCUUCCCAUGCAAGUAUGCUUCUACAGGAUGCGCUCUGUCUCUCCAUCACACUGAAAAACCCGAACAUGAGGACAUCUGUGAAUAUCGCCCCUACUCCUGUCCCUGCCCCGGAGCCUCCUGCAAGUGGCAGGGUUCACUGGAAGCGGUCAUGCCCCACCUGACACAUGCCCACAAAAGCAUCACCACCCUCCAAGGUGAAGACAUAGUGUUCCUUGCUACAGACAUUAACUUACCAGGGGCCGUCGACUGGGUCAUGAUGCAGUUCUGUUUCAGCCACCACUUCAUGUUAGUGCUGGAGAAACAAGAAAAGUACGAGGGCCACCAGCAGUUCUUUGCCAUCGUCCUGUUGAUAGGAACUCGAAAACAAGCUGAGAACUUUGCUUACAGACUUGAACUCAAUGGGAACCGCAGGCGUUUGACCUGGGAAGCCACACCAAGAUCCAUUCAUGAUGGCGUUGCAGCGGCCAUCAUGAACAGUGAUUGCUUAGUUUUUGACACUGCAAUUGCACAUCUGUUUGCAGAUAAUGGAAACCUGGGCAUCAACGUGACCAUAUCUACUUGUUGUCCAUGAUACAUGUUUUAUGUUUUCCAUAAAGAAGAUGAUUAUUUAUGUGGCUACUAUGGAAUAGUGCUGUCUAGAUGUUUAUUUUUUAGUGACUCACUUUGGUUUUCAACAAGCAUAACCGUUGCCAACAUUUUGUAGUAACUUUGUAGUUGCAUAUUAUUGAGACCUAAAAAUUUCCAUAUGUACAAUCUUUAUUUUAUUUUUAUUUUUUAAUUCUUAAAUUAUUUACCAUAAAAAGUAAUGGCUGUCCUCUUUGAUUGUUGAAAGAAGAUUGCAGAAAAUAUUUAAAAAUUCUGGUCCUGCAGAUGGAAGUGUAGCAUUCUUGUAUGAUGCAGACCUAUCAUAAAAAGGUCAAACGCUUUGUACGUGCAGAGGAACUGCAUUGAGCACAUUCAACCACGUUCAACAGAAUAUUGCUGUGUAAUGUUUUGUGAGCAAUGUAAAGACCAAAUUUAUAUGUAUAUUUGUAGUGUCUGUGUUUUAUAAUUUAAAAGAUCUACAGAAUUGUCUUUA